AAUAAUUCUGAGGUUCUUGCUAUUGAAUACCAAAAGGAAUCACUGGAGUUGCAUUCUACGGAUUCUCUUCUUGCAGAUACUCAAGGGAUGAGGUACAAGAUGAUAGUGGUAAGAAAAGAAAAAGGUACAAAGAGACAUGAGCAAAGGUUUCUAGAGGGAAAUCUGGAGGGAAGCCAGUAGAACAUUCUGGUGAUAACUUGGAUGGGAGCAGCCAUUAUGCGGAUGUCCUUGCUGUCCAAUAUCUGAAGGAAACAUCAGUGUUUUAUGCUAUGGAUUAUGUUUCUUCAUUAACUCAGGAACAUGAUGUACAGAACCUCAAAAUGGAAUACAAGAAAGUUCUGGACCGGGUCCUCAAACCAAUAAUAAUGCUUCAAAUAAUGGAUUUACUGGAAUUGGCUCAACCACUUAUUCAGUUCCGAAUGAUGUGGUUUUGCCAAGAAUCGUUUUCUGCCUAGCUCACCAUGGGAAAGUUGCUUGGGAUGUGAAAUGGCGUCCCCAUGACGAACAUAAUUCUAGAUGCAAGCAUCGAAUGGGCUACCUUGCUGUUUUGUAGGGAAUGGGUCUCUGGAAGUGUGGGAAGUUCCUGCUCCUCGUGCAAUUGAAGUUAUUUAUUCUUCAUCUGAAGAGGGCACUUAUCCUCGCUUUCUAAAAUUGGCACCAGUAUUUAGAUGCUAUCUGUUGAAGUCUGGUGAUAAUAAAAGCAUCCCCCUUACUGUGGAAUGGUCAACUGCACCACCUCACGAUUAUUUGAUUGCUGGAUGCCAUGAUGGAAUGAUACAAGGCCUUUACUUAGUUUCAGCGCAGAUAUGAAUUCUAUUAGGGUGCUUUCUUGGGCUCCAGUUCAAAGCAAUUCAGACAGUGCAAAUGUAAUAGCUACUGCUGGACAUGGAGGCCUAAAAUUUUGGGAUCCACGCUUAUUACGUCCAAAGCAGUGGAGAAAGAUGCUAUACGGAACCGGGCGUCACAUUUUCUGUGUGCUCACUAAUGAAGAGGAAUCUGUGGUAACCAUCAAUACCCCAGUACCUAAUAAUCCUUUCCCAUUGAGAACAUCUCGUAAAGCUGAGCUAAACAAAGUGAAGAGAGAACAUGAUAAAAUUGCAACUGCUUCAGAAGAUCAAGUUUUAGCUCUUUGUUAUGUAAUGAUCCGGGUAUUGAAUUAGAACAUGGGAAAGAAGCGGCAUCUGUUAAAAGCAAAACUCGCAGAUCUGGGGAUGACCGAGCAUUAGUGUGCAUGGAUCAAGAGCCAUUUAAUAUUCAGGAUGAACAAACUGGCGAUAAGGGUACAUCGCUUAAAAGUUUUGUAAAACAAAAAUGCAAGUCGAGUAAGAAAAUUACAGAGGAUGAACAAGAAGUGGUAUGCAGAGAUGAAGAGCUAAUUAAUACUUGGGACCGAGUAUGAAGUAUUUCCUUCCAAGCUAGUAGCAAUGCAUAGAGUGAGGUGGAACAUGA
This is a messenger RNA of Argentina anserina (silverweed cinquefoil), 1449 nucleotides long. RefSeq lists its product as uncharacterized. Lineage: Eukaryota; Viridiplantae; Streptophyta; Magnoliopsida; Rosales; Rosaceae. Gene Ontology annotation, biological process: transcription by RNA polymerase III. The transcript is spliced from 7 exons. The coding region runs from base 807 to 1160 and encodes 117 amino acids. Gene Ontology annotation, cellular component: transcription factor TFIIIC complex. The record is from RefSeq and is a predicted model, not a curated record.